This is a messenger RNA of Nicrophorus vespilloides, 1534 nucleotides long. RefSeq lists its product as uncharacterized. The transcript has 6 exons. Lineage: Eukaryota; Metazoa; Arthropoda; Insecta; Coleoptera; Silphidae. The coding region runs from base 29 to 1534 and encodes 501 amino acids. The record is from RefSeq and is a predicted model, not a curated record.
UGGCAACAGAUAGAUACGGAUAGUCGAGAUGAAAGUAUUCGUUUCGCUUUUGGUUUUGGCUUUGGUGCUGUGCGCUGAGACGGCAAGCAAUUUCCCUUCGUACGUGACGCAAUGCAAGAGGGACGAGAAUUUGAACAAAUGCGUGAUCGACAACGUCUACGUGAUCAAAAACCACUUCGAUAAGGCCAUCCCGAAGCUGUACCUCCCAAAGUUCAAGCCUUACAUCAUCCCGCAAUUCGAUAUCCAAACUGGUCAACUGAUGGGUUCCGCCAAAAACGUGGUGCUGAAUAAUCUGGAUCAGUUUGUGCUGAACGACUUGAAGAUGGAUCUGGAUAAGAACGAAUUCUUCGUGGACGUCACCUUCGAUAGGAUUGAUGGUGAAUGCGAUUACACGUUGAAGGGAAAACUGCUGCUUUUACAACUGAAUGGCGGUGGAAAGGCCCAAUUCUUCUUCAACAAGGUUCACGCAGUGCUGAAGAUGACCGGAGAGGAUAUGGUUAAAGGCGACGAGCAUUAUAAAUCAUUUAACGACUUGAAACUGGUACUGGAAAUUGACGGCGAUUCUCACAUCAACUUGGAGGACAUCAUUCCGAACAACAAAGAGAUCUCCGACGUUACGAACAAGGUGAUCAACGAGAACAUCAAAGAAAUUGUUAAAGAUUUGAUUCCUUACUUUGCCGAUGCGAUGUCGCAAAUCGUCUCGAACAUCUUGAAAGGCGUUUUCAACAACUAUUCACUAGAGAAAUUAUUCACCUAUAAAUGCGGACUACCCGGAUCGAUAUCAUCCAGAAGAAUGCAGGUGAUGAACAUGAAUACGUUAAUUGUCUUGGUGUUCGUGGCAGGAAGCUGUGCCGCCAUCAAAUUCCCGCCGUUCGUAACGCAGUGCAAGCGAGAUGCUAACUUGAACAAAUGCUUGAUCGAUAACAUCGAUGUCCUGAAGAAGGAUCACUUCACGAAACCCAUACCGAAACUGUUCCUUCCUCAGUUCAGUCCAUUCCAUAUACCGCGAGUCGACAUCCAGACUUCAUCGUUGAAUAUCACCUGCUUGGAUCUGUAUUUGAGCCACAUGGACACGGUCGUCGUGAAUGAAUUGAAAAUGGACUUGGAAAAUGUCGAGCUGUUCGUGGAUGUUCUCUUCGAGAAGCUCGAUGGACGCUGCGAUUACCAGAUGAAAGGAAAGCUUUUGGUCCUCGAGCUGAACGGUGGCGGAAAGGGCGAAUUUAAUUUAACCAAAGUUCGUGGUCUCAUCAAAUUGAAAGGUGAUAUGAUCACCAAAGGUGGCGAACAUUUCAUUUCCUACAAGCAAAACGAGUUGUCAUUGGAUAUGCAAGGAGAUAGCACUGUUAAAUUGGAGAAUAUUAUCAAUAACAACAAGGAGUUAUCAGAUGCUACUAAUAAAAUCGUCAACGAGAACAUCAAGGACUUCAUCAGCGAAAUCCUUCCAUCCAUCGCGGACACCGCAGAGCAAAUCUUCUUAAGCAUCAUGAACAAACUCACGCAGACUUAUUCCAUCGAGCAAUUGUUCAUUCAAUAA